Molecule: messenger RNA, 1707 nt
Organism: Pleurotus ostreatus (oyster mushroom)
Lineage: Eukaryota; Fungi; Basidiomycota; Agaricomycetes; Agaricales; Pleurotaceae
Product: G2/mitotic-specific cyclin
Exons: 5
Coding region: 1-1707 (568 amino acids)
Biological process (GO): regulation of cyclin-dependent protein serine/threonine kinase activity; G2/M transition of mitotic cell cycle
Cellular component (GO): cyclin-dependent protein kinase holoenzyme complex; cytoplasm; nucleus
Molecular function (GO): cyclin-dependent protein serine/threonine kinase regulator activity
Source: RefSeq, a predicted model, not a curated record
AUGUCUACAGCGAUCCCGACUCGUCGUGUUACACGGGUAACAAGAACUACAACUAUGAAGGAGAGCGAGAAUGCCAAUGCCCGCCCGUCGCGAAUUUCUUCCAGAGCGAAACCUGUCACCAAUACUACCACGGGCGGGCCCGCCCGCACCACUGCUGCCUCUCGUGCCAAAACUGCCACCGCCGGAGCGGAAGAAAAUGCGGCGGUUAAGCGAAAGCGUGAAGCGUUACUCGAGGUCAAUGCGAAUGCCAAUAGCAAAGUCAAAGGUGCUGCAGUUGGGAAGGGUAAAGAAAAGGUUGAGGACGUUAAGGCGGUGGUUCGUCAGCCUCUUCGAACGGUUUCUGGCGCCAGGCAUGUUGCCAAGUCGCGGUCAAUAUCCAACAAGCCAGAGGAAGAGGUUAAACCCGCCGUAUCGGUCAAGGACGAGCGUGCCAUGGUCGUGGAUGGCCCGAUGAUGGCCAGGCGAGUUGCCCACACCAGAGCCAGCACAUCCGCGGCUGCUCAACGUAACCUCGCCCACCGACGCGUCAACUUGAAGCGCGAAGAAGAUGACGACGAGAGCAAUCGCGUAUCAAAAAAGAGGCGGACAUCAUCGGAGGCACCCGAAGACCUCCCGACCGUUGAGGAAGACGAGCCUUUGGACCCCGAGUCCGAAGUCGUCGCAGCGAAGAUUGCCGCGGAUCUGGGACACGUCAUUGAAGAGACGGAGGCUGACCCAGAGGGAGAUCAAUGGGACGACCUUGACGCCGAUGAUGGUGAUGACCCACUGAUGGUCAGCGAGUACGUGUUGGAAAUUUUCGACUACCUCAAGGAAGUAGAGCAAACCACGAUGCCCAAUCCCGAUUACAUGCACUCACAAAAAGAGUUGUCCUGGAAAAUGAGGGGAAUCUUGACUGAUUGGCUCGUCCAAGUCCAUGUUCGCUUCCGUUUACUGCCAGAGACGUUGUUCCUUUGCGUCAACCUCAUCGACCGUUUCUUGUCAGCCCGCGUCGUUUCGCUCAAUAAGCUCCAACUCGUCGGCGUCGCCUGCAUGUUUAUUGCUGCUAAAUUCGAAGAGAUCGUCUCACCUUCAGUUACGCAUUUCCUUCAAUGCGCGGAUUCUUCAUACACAGAGGCCGAAAUCCUCCAAGCCGAGCGAUACAUCCUUAAGACACUUGAUUACAACCUAAGCUACCCCAAUCCGGUCCAUUUCUUGCGUAGAGUGAGCAAGGCCGACGACUAUAACGUCAAAGUCAGGACUUUGGGCAAAUAUUUGCUGGAGAUCGGCAUCGUUGAGUGGAGAUUGGUCGCCUGCCCCCCGUCAUUGAUGGCCGCUGCUGCUAUCUGGUUAGCAAGAUUAGCACUUGGGUUAGAGCAAUGGACACCCAACUUGGCGCAUUACUCUUCAUACGCGGAGAGCGCUCUGAUCCCAACGGCAAACUUAAUGCUGAACUAUAUUCUGAAAAACACCGAUCACGAGUCGUUCCAUAAAAAGUACGCCUCGAAGCGGUUCUUGAAGUCGAGUGUAUACAUGCGCGAGUGGGCCCUAGAGAAAUGGCAACAGAACUGUCGCGUGAAUCUGAAAGAAGAGCUACCGGCGUUGAAGGAACAGAUACGGGAAGCAAGACUGGAAGCUGAGGCUUUAGAGGGGGCCCACGAAACAGUGGAAUACGUCGAGCGAGAGGACAUUGACGCCUCGCGGUCGAAGGCUUCUCAACAUCGGUGGUGA